GCACCAUUUUUAUAAUAGUUUCGACCACACCAGAACAAACGUGUAAUACAAAUACCGGCACUGUCCAAAAAGCCUCCAUUUCCAAAUACUCUUUUCAAUGAUUCAGUCAAAAACAACUCUCUGAGAAUAAGUUUCAGACUCAGAAAACCCCAAAAUUCAAUUCAAGCUUUCAUCUUUUCGAUUUCCCAUGAUGCAUAAGUGGACCAAGAAGAAAACCCACUUCCCUUUACUCGCAUUGCUCUUCUUCGUCUUCAUCGUUUUCUCCAUUCUUCACUACGAGCGCAGCAUUCUCCAAAUUCAAGAAGACCAAGAUCAUAUUCACCAUGAUCAUAACCACCAUCAUCACUCUCCUUUCACCUUCGUAAAACCCAAUCUCGCUAGACUUCAGAGUCGAACUCCAGAGAUUCUUGAUCGAUUCAGUAGAUGUAACUCUACACGUGAGUACAGUCGCCGGAAAAUUGAGUGGGCUGGUGUGAAGGAGAAGACCAGUCGCCGGAGAAAGACUUCGGAGAGCUGUGACGUGUUUUCAGGCAAAUGGGUAUACGACAACAGUUCUUACCCGCUCUAUCAGGAGUCGGAGUGUCCGUACAUGUCUGACCAGUUGGCUUGUCACAAACAUGGGAGGAAUGAUUUGGACUAUCAGUACUGGAGAUGGCAACCCCAUGGAUGCAAUUUGAAGAGGCUAAAUGCAACUGAAAUAUGGGAGAAGUUAAGAGGGAAAAGGCUUAUGUUUGUAGGGGACUCAUUAAACAGAGGACAAUGGAUAUCAAUGGUGUGUUUAUUACAGUCAGUAAUACCUGAAGAUAAAAAAUCAAUGUCACCAAAUGCCCCUCUUACCAUUUUCAGAGCAGAGAAUUAUAAUGCAACUAUAGAGUUUCUUUGGGCACCGCUGCUUGCGGAAUCAAACUCUGAUGAUCCGGUGAAUCACAGACUCGAUGAAAGGAUAAUUCGUCCGGAUACAGUUCUUAAGCAUUCAUCACAGUGGGAGCAUGCUGAUAUUUUGAUUUUUAACACAUACUUGUGGUGGAGACAAGGUCCAGUUAAGCUGUUAUGGAGUUCUGAUGAAAGUGGAAUUUGUGAAGAGUUAGAUGGUGUUGGUGCCAUGGAGUUGGCUAUGGAAGCUUGGGCAGAUUGGGUUGCUACUAAAGUUGAUCCUCGCAAGAAGCGCCUCUUUUUCGUUACAAUGUCUCCUACACAUCUAUGGAAUAGAGAAUGGAGCUUAGAGGAUGAAGGUAACUGCUACAAUGAGAAAACUCCUAUCGAAAUGGAGAGUUACUGGGGAAGUGGUUCCGAUAUUCCUACUAUGCGAAUGGUAGACAGAAUCCUUGACAAGCUAAGCUCAAAGGUCUCAGUUCUCAACAUAACUCAACUCUCGGAUUACAGAAAAGACGGGCACCCCUCGAUCUUUCGAAAGUUUUGGGAGCCUCUGAAACCUGAGCAAUUGGCUAACCCUCCAAGUUACUCUGAUUGUAUACAUUGGUGCUUGCCUGGUGUACCUGAUGUGUGGAAUGAGUUGCUCUUCCAUUCUUUGUAAAAAAAAAAAAAAAUUACAAAACAAAACUAAAAAUGUACAUUUUGUAAAACAUUCUUUGAAGGCUAAAAUUCAAUGGGAAAAAUGAUUCAACUCUCUA
This is a messenger RNA of Cannabis sativa, 1631 nucleotides long. RefSeq names its product protein trichome birefringence-like 35. The record is from RefSeq and is a predicted model, not a curated record. Bases 188 to 1534 code for a protein of 448 amino acids. The transcript has 6 exons. NCBI's taxonomy places the organism in Eukaryota, Viridiplantae, Streptophyta, Magnoliopsida, Rosales, Cannabaceae. Gene Ontology annotation, cellular component: Golgi apparatus. Gene Ontology annotation, molecular function: O-acetyltransferase activity.